CAAUUAAUUUGUGUGUGUAUGUCAACCCUUACAUCCAGCUUACAGAACUGAUGAGCACGGCGUGCUUGUGAACGCACACAACACGUAUCAUGGUGUUAGGACUGAUUACAACAGCUGCAGCUCUGAAAGCUGCCCUUGGUGCCACAGGAUCCAGCUUGUGGUUGAUACCACUUCUCAUCACUGGCCUUGCUUACUAUCGCUACGACACUCUGGACCCAGAGUCACGACCCAUCAACCAGUAUCCACUGUAUAAGGAAUAUGAUUUUGUGGUCAUCGGUGGUGGCUCGGCAGGUGCUGUAGUUGCCAGUCGUCUUUCAGAGAUACCACACUGGACUGUACUGCUGCUGGAGUCGGGAGACGAUGAGAAUGAAAUCUCUGAUGUACCAUCACUGGCAGCCUACUUACAGCUCAGCAACCUAGAUUGGCAGUAUAAAACAGAACCAUCGGGAACAGCAUGCCUUGGCAUGAAAGGCGGAAGAUGUAACUGGCCAAGGGGAAAGGUUCUUGGUGGUUCCAGUGUCUUGAAUUACAUGCUGUACGUCCGUGGAAACAAACAAGAUUACGACAAUUGGGAACUGAUGGGAAAUACUGGUUGGGGGUAUCACAAAGUGCUUCACUACUUUAAAAAAUCAGAAGACAACCGAAACCCUUAUCUUUCAAGAACAAAGUACCACAGUGUGGGAGGGUACCUUACAGUGCAAGAAUCUCCAUGGAGAACACCACUCAUGAUAGCAUUUCUGGAAGCUGGACUAGAAAUGGGAUAUGAAAAUAGGGACAUUAAUGGUGAAAAACAGACUGGCUUUAUGAUUGCCCAAGGAACAAUUCGACGAGGGUCCCGAUGCAGUACAGCUAAAGCAUUUCUCAGACCUGUGCGUUUGAGGCCUAAUUUACACAUCGCAAUGAAGUCACAUGCAACUAGAAUUUUUAUCGAGCCUCGCACAAUGAGGGCAUAUGCUGUAGAGUUUGUGAGAAAUGGAGUACGACAAAUUGUGAUAGCGAGAAAAGAGGUCAUUGUUUCAGCUGGUGCAAUUAAUUCACCUCAGUUACUGAUGCUGUCUGGAAUUGGUCCCAAGGAACAUUUAGAUAAAAUUGGGAUACAUACAAUAAAGAAUUUACGAGUUGGAGAUAAUCUACAAGACCAUGUAGGAAUGGGUGGAAUGACUUUUAUUGUUGAUAAGCCUGUAGCCAUAAUACAAGAAAGGUUUCAAACAAUUCCAGUUGGCAUGGAAUAUCUAAUUCAUGAAAGAGGUCCAAUGACCACGCUCGGUGGUGUAGAAGGUCUUGCUUUUGUCAAUACUCGGUAUGCAAAUAAUUCAGGACUGUAUCCUGAUAUUCAGUUUCAUUUUGCACCCGCAUCAGUAAAUUCUGAUGCUGGUGCAAGAGUGCGAAAAGUACUUGGCCUCACCGACAGAGUUUAUAACAAAGUUUACCGACCUAUUGCAAAUGUUGAUUCUUGGACGGUUCUUCCCCUUUUAUUGAGACCUCGAUCAAGGGGAAUUGUCCGGCUACGCACAGCAAAUCCUUUCCACUAUCCUCUUAUUUAUCCUAAUUACUUCAGUGAUCCGUUUGAUAUAGCAACUUUAAUAGAGGGUGUAAAAAUUGCCUUACGUGUCAAUAAUGCUAGAGCAUUUAGGCCUUAUAACUCAAGACUGCACAGAAUUCCACUUCCUGGAUGUCAAAAAUAUAGAUUUGGAACAGAUCGGUACUGGGAAUGUGCUAUAAGAAGCAUAACAAUGACGAUAUACCAUCCAGUAGGAACAUGUAAAAUGGGACCUUCCUGGGAUGAAACUGCUGUGGUAGAUCCUAGAUUGCAUGUGUAUGGCAUCAAAGGUUUAAGAGUGAUUGAUGCAUCAAUUAUGCCCACUAUUGUAAGUGGAAACACAAAUGCUCCUGUAAUAAUGAUAGGUGAGAAAGGUGCAGAUCUAAUUAAACAGGACUGGCUCUGGCAGAAAAAAUAAAGUAAAAAAGUUAAUAUAGUAAAAAUUCAUACUGUGCUAACAAUUUUUUCAUAAAAUAUAAUCCACUGUUACUGCAGAGAGUAUAUUUGUUUUUUAAAUAUGGUAAUCUCAUUAAUGUUCAAAAGCUAAAGGAUAUUGACUACAUUGUACCCAGUAAAAAAAAUUGGAAACCAAAAGAUAGUGUGGCCAUAUUAUUAAAUAUGUUUUCUAUUUUUUACUUCAUGAUUAAAUUAAUCCAUGGAUAAAUAUUAAAAAUUAAAUCAUCUAAUCCAUGGAUAAAUAUUAAAAAUUAAAUCAUCUAUCAGCCUCACCAUCACAACUUCACUGUCAUAACUUUACACAAAGAAACUUGAGGAUUACAAAUACCAAUGGACUAAGUGACUAGUUCUAAAACAGGCAUGUGUUGUUGUCAAAUAUAUCUUGAAUCACAAUUUAUUCCACUGCUUCCUCGUUGUACCUUUAAUCCACUCUAUCUAAACUUGUUAAUAAUUAUUCUUUGAGUUACUCAACUGCUUGUAAUAAUAUUUUCUUUAACCACACAUGCUCAGAUUUCUUUAUAACUAUAAACUCAAAUGCAAUUUGACACAGUUGAAACAAACUUGAAAUUUCGGUUGGAAUCCAAGUUUUCCAGACAUGAAUUUGAAACUAUUUUUAAGUUCAUGCUUUUUCUGGUGACCAGAAAUUAUGGUGUAAGCAAUUCAAGUGUAUUACUAUUUUAUUUGGAAAAUAUUUUACAGAAAUAAAUUUAUAUUUAUAUAAUGAAACCUCCUUACUCACAAGAAUACAGUUAAAACAAAACCCUCAUGUAUGUUUUCUUAGUGGAUUUUUGUUGCUUAGUGUUCACACAUUUUUGGGCUACAAUAAGAUAUUACAUGUGUUCUGCUACAAUACUUUAAAAUGAAGCGGGGGGAGAAGGGUAACCACAGUGGACAUUAGCAUCUUACACAAGCCUGUUAGAAUUAUGAAGAGUUACGAUGUGUUUGAGAAUAUGAGAAACAUUUUUAUGAUAAUAUUAUUCAAGAAUUUCUGCAGCCUUCAUUUUCCUAAGCUUCGGAUUUUAAAAAAAAGCAAGAUGAAAAUAAAAUAAGAAUAUUUAGUUAAUAUUUAGCAACCUGCUGACCCUGAAAAGUACAUUAAGUUGAUUUUUCUCAACAAGUCACUAUUUUUUAUAAAUCACCAGCACUACUGACAUUAAAAAUAGUUUUACCAGUACUAUAAUAAAUCAUUUGCAUCUGCAUGGUACAACGUUUCAGCUUAAGACUGCCUCAUAUAUUUUUCAACUCAGUUUCUCAAGGAAGAAUUUAUUGAUUCUGAGCCCUUUUUUAUAAGCCACUGAUUUUAUUCUCACAACUAUUAGAAAAACACAUCUGUCUUACUUUCCUACCCAAGGAAACAACUUUAGCAUUCAUUAAAAUUUUGCACACAAUUUAAUUAGUUUGUGUUUGAAUCACAUCUUCAAUGAAACAAACAAGCAUAUAAUCCUACGAAACAAGAAAGUAAAAAAUGCCUUAAUACAAUAGAUUUUGUCAAGAUGAUAGCCCGUGUUUGAAGCAUAAAACAAGGAUGGCUUAUAUUUACUGAGAAUAAAAAAUUAACUCAUGAUCGAAAUGAUAUUGAUUUGCUGUAAACUACAAAGCAGUAUACAAACAUGCAGAAUUUUUUUGUAAAACUCUUGUGUGUAUGUUUAAAUGUUUUAAUUUCUCAAGAAGGAAAAUCAGCCUAACUUUGCAUCCUAACCUUUAUUCUAGUUUGCCUACAGCAAAACUCAUAACAUGCCAUGACCUUAAAAAUAGUUGGAAUAGUGACCAAAUCCUAGUGACCAAUAGUGACUUACAAAUAGACUUAAAAUGUUACCAAUAGUGACUUUUCUUUCCAUAUUUCUGGUAUUUUAUUAGGAUAAAAUUGGCUUUUAGAUACCAUAUGAGUUUGUCACAUCAAUGAUUUAUUCCUUGUUAGGUGUAUUUUUUGCAACAUAUUAGUUUUUUGUAACUAGCUUUUUGCCUACAUCUAGGCAAUGCCAGUUUUGACUGGGUUUGGUAAAAGCCCUCCCACAUGGAAUAAUUGAGUACACUUAUCUUGGUGGUGGUUGAGUGGUCAAAUCACAAUCAAGCACGGAUGUUUCGCAAAUAGGAAACAUGGCAAAAUUUGCUGGAAGUUAGUGGUUUUCUCCAGGUACUCCUGUUUUUCUCACCAAUUCAUUCCGUUAAUACUCCAUCCUCAUAUCACCCUUUCUCAACUUUAAUGACCAUGAUGUCAACAUGGCAUUAAGCCCAUUUAUUCGUUAAUUUAUUCAUGCCACUAAAAUUCUUAACCUAUUUAGAAUGAAGUCUGCCACUAUUAUAUAUAAGUUUUUACAAGCCAUUAAUUCUUAAAAUUAUAACCCCCCACCCCCCUCCAAAUUGUUUAAGCCAAUUCCAAAAAUAUGAAGAUUAUGCACUAAAACUUUAAUUACAGAUAUUUAUCCACAAAGAUUUAAGCUAUGGCAACUAUAAAUGAAAAGAAAGCUCAAUGUUGAACAAGUAAUUUACCAUUUCAUCAGAAGCACAAAAAUAGCAAGAGAUCCUACAAAUUGCACCUAAAAAUAACAAUAAAUUUAAAUAGCCAAAACAAGUAACCCAACCAAAUAUUUUAACUAUAGUAUUAGGCUUUAACUGAAGCCCAUGCUUGGUAUGGUCAUGAUUUACUAUAAAAACCAAAAGCCUAAAAAAAAUGCAACUAUUUUUGAUGGCAUAUUCAAACCCUAUGUACGCCUGCAACACUUGGGUUAUCAGUCUGCAGGAGCAUAUUCUAAUCCUCCAGAUAUUCUUCAUAUGGACUUCACAGAAAAUUAUGUCCAAAUAAAAUGUGCCCAGGCCUAGAAUAAAUGCAAUCAUUUACAAAAUUUAAAAAAAAAAGUAACUAAGUUAAUUUUCUGGAAAGAAAGUUACUUUCAGUGACCUCAUCAAAAAAUGUGACUUUUAUUUGCAAUAUAGACUUUUUAUAAGCCCUGCUACAGUCAUCUUUGUGUGCUGCAUAUCACAUUUCACAUUUUUUUUAUCAUGAGGAACUUUAUAAAUGUUUAGUGAUCUCCAUAGACGUUUUCAUUUUUCCUGACUUUUCCUGUGAUGGUUAUGAACUUUCUCUACAAAUAUACAACAUAUAUAGUAUUUUGAAUAUAAGUAAUGAAUGUAAACAACAGUGAGCAGAAAAGCUGGUCUUUACUUACAUAAAUUCUCGGAGAACUUCAAAAAAAAGUUUGUGUUUAUUGAAUUCAUUUACAAUAUGUAGCAUCCUCAUGAGUCAAGCAAGUUAAUGUUUAAGAGCAGUGAACUACCUAACUUAUUCUGAAGGUAUGAAAACUCUUCAGCCACAACAAAUGAUUUAUGUAAAUUGUAAAAACAUUUUAAAAAGUGAGCUCUUUCCAACAGUUUCUCCGCAAAUGCCAUUUUGUCAACUAGUCUCAACAACUUGGGUCCAGAAAUUAUGUAAUCACACCUGCAAACACAAAAAUUAAUUUUCUUGUGUGACUCAGUUGACAAGUAGAUAUUUGCUUCUCCUGUAAAUCACCAGAGGGAAAAAACAAAUGAUACCAAUUUUAAAAAUUCAAUUUGUUAUAUGGUCACCAGACCACCAAUGUAAACAAAGAUACGUGGUCUUGAUUUAAAAGCACAUUUCACUAAAUCAUAUUAUGAUAGUUGCAUACUUGCGCAGCGUAAGUUAGUUUUUUUAUUAAAACACAUUAAUACCCUUUAAUCUACUAUUUUUUUUUUUUCAUUUAAUGUCUUCUUAUUUACAGAUGCUCCAUUAGCAUCUCGUCACCUUUCAUCCUUUCUAAUGACAUUGAUGUCAACAAGACAUGAAACUUAUUCAAUUCUAUUUUUUUAUGGUUUACUCACUGAUAGAAAAAUCAAUAAAUCAAUUAAAUGUUUUACUUGAACACAUUUUAAAUAAAAAACAGAAGAUCUACUGAUACACAUUAAAAUAUUUAAUAAUGGUAAUUCAUUCACCAUUGUGAACAAAAAAAAUUAAAAAAAUAAUUUUAGGGAUGCUAUAGCCUCUAAGCACCCACAUGCAUAGAGUGCAAUUCUGGUACGCAAAGUGCUGUAGUAACCUAGCAUUCAAUAGGUGGGUGAAAAUAUCAUUUUGGAUGAUUUAUGAAUAAGUGAAAUAAAUAUGUGAUAAUUUGGCCAAAGAUAAAAUCUGACACAAAUAAGAAACAAAACUAGGGCAUGUAGAAUUUUAAGUUUAUUUAUUUGUUGCAUAAGUUAGUGAAAAAUUGUGCAAUUUUUUUUGUAAACAUAAUUUGUUAAUGCAUAAGUACAUGAGUAAGCAACACAUUUAAUUUAUAUUGCAUGCUAAAACUUCAUUCAUUUUGUGUAUACCAAAUAAUUAUGAGACAUUAAUGUCUUACUUAAAUAAAGCUAAAACUAUUCUCAAAAUGAUUCAGAGCAAAUAAAAGAAACACUUAUUUCCAACAACAUAAUUUGAAACUUCUACCCCAGACAUAAUAAUAAUUAAUUAUAAUAACCUUAUAUUUUCCUGUAUAACUAAAAAUAUUUGGUUUUGAUAAAUUUUACUAUAGGUUUUUUUACUUCAAAUUUUGGUAUUUACAUUGUUAAUACCUGUAUAUGAAUACAUAUAGGAAAUAACAGAUAGCCUCAAAUCAACAAUAUUCUUCCACACAAAAUUUUACAAGAUAUACCUACAAGUUUGGAGAAGAAAUUUAAUGUUUAUAAAUUAAUUCUGAAAUUUUUUUCAAUGCCAAAACUGAUCCAGAUUGCAAGACAUGGAAAGUCACAAUAAUUUCUGGCUACAUUUUGAAAGAAAACAAAAACAUCAACAUUAAUUUUUUUCAUAAUGCAGUUAGUUAACUUGAUUUAAAAUAAUGCAAUUAUUUCAUUCUACUCAUAUUACUUUGGGUGAAUGUAAUGAUACUUUGAUAUUGGGCAUAUUUUUUCUUACUACACAUUUAUUUGCUUUUUUCCACAUUUCUUUGUUUCACUUUACUAAAAAAAUUUGUUAUUUAAAUGCAUGUUUAAAACCAACAAAUACUUAAAGUAUAUGUUGUACUCUAAGAAUAGCAUUAAAAUGGUUUUGAAUUUUUUUCCAGAGGUUUAACUGAAAAGGAACUGAAAUACUUUAAAAUAAUUGAUUUUAAUAAUGUUUGUUUCACUGUUAGAAUGCAAAUGGUCAGUAGCUUUUUUUUAAGUGGUGUGUAAAUUUGUGUUUUUUUUUAACAGUGGAUAAUUGAAAACAUGAGCAAAAAUAAAGAUGGCAUUAAUUUUGCAAUUAUUAACAGUGUGAAACAGCUUUUGUUCCUAAAGAAAGUGCCAUGCUUCUAAAAUCACUUGAUUUGCCAAAACAGAGGUAUAUUUUGGUCUCACCAUAAUGAUUACCAGGUCCCUACUCCCAAGUGCACAUGUACAACCCAUUUAUAUUUUAAUACAUUUCGAAUCUAGAAUAACAAAAUUCAUCCUAUGUAUGGUUUAUGUUGUUGUUUUCUAAUUUACUAAUGUAUAUAUAUUGAAGAGUUGUAUUUCUGCUGUCAAUAAAGGCCAUAUUUCACAGA
Bacillus rossius redtenbacheri is the source of this 7506-nucleotide messenger RNA. RefSeq names its product glucose dehydrogenase [FAD, quinone]-like. The record is from RefSeq and is a predicted model, not a curated record. The transcript has a single exon. Gene Ontology annotation, molecular function: flavin adenine dinucleotide binding; oxidoreductase activity, acting on CH-OH group of donors. Lineage: Eukaryota; Metazoa; Arthropoda; Insecta; Phasmatodea; Bacillidae. Bases 90 to 1958 code for a protein of 622 amino acids.